Messenger RNA from Telopea speciosissima, 1194 nucleotides. RefSeq names its product putative disease resistance RPP13-like protein 1. NCBI's taxonomy places the organism in Eukaryota, Viridiplantae, Streptophyta, Magnoliopsida, Proteales, Proteaceae. The record is from RefSeq and is a predicted model, not a curated record. Bases 145 to 1194 code for a protein of 349 amino acids. The transcript has a single exon.
ACUUUCCCAUAUAAGCCGUUUUUACCCACUACACACCAAUUCCUACAUGUACUUAUUUUGUUUGGCUAUUUCAAUUGUGAGUUGCCUCAGUCAAUUGGCAGUUUGAAACAUCUACGGCUUCUUGAUCUCACUGGGUGGAGGGAUAUGGUGAGGUUACCUGAUUCAAUUACAAGUUUGUACAAUUUACAAACGUUGAUCCUAAGCGAGUGCGACUGUCUUAGAGAGUUGCCUAAAGAUCUGGGUGACCUUGUCAACCUUCGCCAUCUCAUUCUCCCCGGCAAAUAUCCAAUGAUGCAUAAAAUGCCAUUGCAAUUUGGAAAUUUGACUAAUCUUCAAACGUUAACUGAAUUCAGUAUGGGCUUACAUACUAGUGACUCUAGUAGCAUUAGAGAGUUGAGGGACUUGUCGCAACUCCGAGGGACCCUAAGAAUUUCAAAAUUGGAAAAUGUAAGCAAUACUGGGACAGAUGCCAUGGAGGCCAAUUUAAAGAAUAAGCCACACCUUCGUGAGUUAGGGUUGUGCUGGAGUUAUUAUGGAAGCAAGGAUAGAUUUCCAGAUUCACGAGAUGAAAAAGUUGAGGAGAGUGUACUUGACCAACUGCAACCUCAUACCAAUCUUGAAAUGUUAAGAAUUGUUAAUUAUGGUGGUGCAAGAUUUCCAAGUUGGGUAGGCCACCAUUCCUUCUCUAACUUAGUGGCUGUGAUACUCAGUAGUUGUCAUAAAUGUGUGGUCUUGCCUUAUUUACGACAACUACCCUCUCUCAAACACCUCAUGAUCGACAGUUGCAAUGCAGUAAAAUUGACAUGUAAUGAAUCUUAUAGGGAUCAUUCAUCAGUUAAUAAGCAGUUCCGGUCAUUGGAGACACUGGUGAUUUGUGUUAUGACCGAAUGGGAGGAUUGGUCCGAGGUGGUUGAAGAAGAACAGGAUGGAGAAGAAUUCCCUUGCCUGCAUAAGCUGACGAUAAGAAAUUGCCCCAAGCUGAGGAGGGUCUCUCACCGCUUUUCUAGCCUCGGAACAAUGACAAUAGAAAAAUGUAAUGAACUAAGAGAACUCCCCAAGCUCCUUCCUUCAUUGCAACAGCUCAGGAUAGAAAAAUGUGAAAAAUUAGCUGUCCUUCCGAGCUUUCCAUCCAUUCAAAAGUUGGCGUUGGAGGCAUGUCACCAGAUUACAACAUUGUCAUCAUCCGACUCUUAG